This is a messenger RNA of Dermacentor silvarum, 333 nucleotides long. RefSeq lists its product as uncharacterized. Lineage: Eukaryota; Metazoa; Arthropoda; Arachnida; Ixodida; Ixodidae. Bases 8 to 316 code for a protein of 102 amino acids. The record is from RefSeq and is a predicted model, not a curated record. The transcript has 2 exons.
UACCUCCAUGUUUUUUAGGAGGCGUUGUUUGGGUCAUGGCUGGCAGGUGGGCACAAUCUCGGAGGCCAUGUGGGUAUUAGCAAAGAUGGCGGUAACCACAAAUGGUCCUUGGUUAAACUUGCUGUCAAAAUUCCCUGUCGAGAGAGCUGAAAAGUACCUGGACACACUAGUGAGCAGCCUGUGUGGUCAGCCGCAGCGGGGGCCAUCGUUCUGCCACUACUCCCAGGUGUGGUCACUUACCGAGUUCUGGCAGUCCAACAGUGCCUGGAGGGAGUUUUUUGGCCGGCUUGACCCUGAUGAGCCUGUGAUGGUAUGAAUUGAGUUUGACUGUGG